AUGAGCAAUUUAUUUAAUUUACCAUUUUCAUUUUCAACUAAUCCUCAAACAUUAAAAAACUUAUUACAACACAGAAAAAAUAUUCAAACAAACUCAAGUGAAGACAAAUGGUCUGAAAAAGCAAUUCGAGGUUUAAUCAAACGAUUAACUAAAUCGUCUAUGAUAGAUGAUUUACAAGCAGCAUUAGAAACACAAAGCCCACAAACACGUUGUGUAACAAUUUCAAGAGAAUCACAAAAUAAAUUAGUUGAACCAAAUCCAUCACAAACCGUCCGAAAAGCUUUUCACGAUGUUACGCCUGUAGUUGCAUUCUGUCGUAUAUGGCGUUGGCCAGAUUUAAAUACUCAUUUAGAAUUACGACCAACCGAUACAUGUGUAUAUGCGUUUCAACAUGAGAAAGAUCAAAUAUGUGUUAAUCCUUAUCAUUCAGAACGAGUUGUUGCACCAUUUAUUGCACCAAUCCAAGUACCUGUGUGUGAUCGUGCGGUAUUUGACUCGACAAAAAGUGACCGUAUGCAAAUUCAACCAGAUUCAACUGUUCCGAUGGAUUUUGCUACAUCACCCAACGAUCAACAACGUACAGCUGUGAAUAGUCCAGCUAGUGUACAAGACAAUUAUGAAGCUAUGACACCAACACAAGCAUCUAUGAAUCUACAACAAGUAGCAGCAACAAAUUUAAAUGGUAUUCAAACAGCUUCGAUUGCCUAUGCUGAAACACCAUUUUGGUGUUCUAUACUUUACUAUGAAUUAAAUCAACGUGUUGGUGAAACUUUUCAUGCAUCUUUAAAUUCUCUUGUGAUCGAUGGAUUUUGUGAUCCAAAUGCGUCGGAUCGAUUUUGUCUUGGUUCAUUAACAAAUGUAAAUCGUACUCGUGAAAGUGAAGUUUGCCGAAAUAUGAUUGGUCAUGGUGUGAGACUUUAUUAUAUUGGCGGUGAAGUAUUUGCCGAAUGUUUAUCGGACACUCCGAUAUUUGUGCAAAGUCCAAGUUGCAAUCAACGUUUCCAAUGGCAUCCAGCGACUGUUUGUAAAAUUCCACCACGUUGUAAUUUAAAGAUCUUCAGUAAUACAGAAUUCGCUCAAAUGCUUAGAGAAACAAUUCAAUAUGGAUACGAAGCUGUAUUUAAUCUUACACGAAUAUGCGCUAUUCGUAUGAGUUUUGUUAAAGGAUGGGGAGAAGAAUAUCGACGACGUACUAUCAUGAGUACUCCAUGUUGGGUAGAAAUUCAUCUUAAUGGGCCAAUGCAAUGGCUUGAUAAUGUUCUACAACAACUGCCGGCGCCUGGUAAUGAAAAUUUAAUGUGGUGUGAACUACCAUCAAUACCAACGGCUGAUAUAGUACAGCCCUUACAAUCAAAUUGGACAAUACCCCUAUCAUCACCUAUGAAUGACAAACAACAGUUAUCUUUUAUUUAUCAACCAGGCGUUGGAUUGUAUGAUAAAAAAGUUGAACUUGAUCAAGAUCUGAGAACAUCAUCAACAACAGAGGAUGUCGAUGAGCGAAUUCACUCAUUUGAACUUUCACCUCCAUCAUCGGCAUUUACAUCCGAUGUUGAUUAUCGUUGGUCAUCACCAUCUUCUAAUGAAUCUUCAUCACCAAAAACAAAACCGAAUAAUUUAUAUAAAUCUUAUUUACGACGACAAAACGAACAAGAUUCAUUGCCAACCCGUCAAAAAUUAUUUCCAGCAGAUGAUUUAAUGUCAGAUCAAAACAAAAAAUCUUCUUCAUCAAAUGAUGCAACUUGCCUCAUAAAACGUAUUGAUGUUAAUAUAUCAGCAAAUCAAGAAAAUAAUCAGAAACGGAAAAUUGAUCAAAAUUUAUGUUUGAAUAAAAAACUGCAUCGUUCGCCUGCAUCAUCAAUAGCGAAGCAUCAUUCAUGGUCGAGUGUACAAAAACAAUCUGAAACUAUUUCAAAGUCCCCUUCCUCGAAUUCAACACAAUCGACCGAUGAGAAUUUUAAAUGCGAAAAAGAUCUACGAGACGAAGAAUUCAAUCAUCAAAAAACUAAACUUAAUUUAACGAACGAAAAACGAAAAUAUUCACCAAUUAAAAUUCAAUCGAAUUCAAAUGAACGAGCACAAGAACAAUCUUUAGCAGCAUUAAUAAAAAAUAUUCCUAUGGUUAAAAAAACAUCAUGUGGCAAUCCAGAAGUAGAAAUAAAUUCUAUUGAACAAAAUAUUCUAUUAAUUCCAUCCCAAGGUUUACUUCUAUGCCCUAAAGAAGAACCAAUGAAAAAGAAAAAGAAAAAGAAAAUAUCAACAACAACGAUGAUGUCCAAUACUGAAUCACUUGAAGAAGAUUCAGUUCUUGAUUCAAUUUUAUUCAAUGAAAUGCAAUCGGUUCAACAGCAAUGGCAACAAUUUUUAAUUCUGACUAUGGAAAAAGAAUUACAUAUAAAUCCAUCAGAUGGAAAAAAGAAAGUCAAAGUCAAUAAAUUCAAUCGAACCAGUGAAUUUACAUUAGCCUACGAUAAUCUGUUUGAUUUUGAAGGAAUGAAACAUUGGCAUCCAACGCCAAGAGAAGAAGAAAAACAACAAGAUUUAUUACUUCUAGAUAAAGAUAGUAUGUCAAUUGCUUCUCCGACAACAACAACAACAACGAUGAAUACGAAUUCAUCACCAACAUCAAAUCCUUUAACGACACUUUUACAUUCAAUAACUAAAAAACGUUCGAUAUCACCUAUCGUUCAACGUUUUGUUGGUUUAUGUAUUAACCAAAAUAAACAGAAUGAAAUAAUGUCAUCACAAUCAUCGAAUGUUAAUGAACAUACAGAAAAAGUAAUACGAAAUUUAGUUAAAAAAUUGACGAAAAUAAAAAAGAAUGGCUCCAUUGAUGAACUUGAAAAAGCGAUUUUACAUAAAGAUUCAAGAACGAAAUGUGUAACAAUUCCAAGAUCACUUGAUGUUCCACCAAAUCAAUCAUCGAAAUCAAAUUCUGUAGUUAUCUAUUGUCGUCUAUGGCGUUGGCCAGAUUUAGCCAAUCAAAAUGAACUUAAACCUGUUGAUUAUUGUCCAAAUGCAUUUCAUUAUUCACGAGAUGAUAUUUGUAUUAAUCCUUUUCAUUACGAACGUGUACCAGCAAAAUAUUCUGUUUAUGUUCCACAUUUACCACCGGAAGCAAUUCGUGAUAUGCCUAAUUUACGCUCAGCUUCAACGAAUGAUAUGUUACCAAAUCUUAUACCUGAAAAUACAACUUAUCAAACAACGAUCGAUCAACAACAAUCACCAUUAUCCUAUCAAUUAUCACCUGGAAGUAUCAGUUCACAAGAUUCUCUUCUUUCGCCAACUGGUACGACUCACAACGAUGAAAAUAAUCAAAAUGCUCAUGACAAUCGAAUGGAUAUUGAACUUAUUCCACCUGUAGUCACUGACACGACACUUCUCUUUUCCCAACAACGACUACCGACAACAUCUCCUCAUCCAUCUCAAUAUUCAAUAACCAAUGGCGAACAAGUACCAUUUGAAGAGCCUCAUGAAUGGUGUCUUAUAUCCUAUUAUGAAAUGUCCACACGUGUCGGCGAACAAUUUCAUGCUACACAACCACAAGUUAUCAUCGAUGGUUUUACGGAUCCAUCGAAUGCUGAACGCUUUUGUUUGGGUGGUUUAACAAAUGUUCAUCGAACAUUUGAAAUCGAUAAAGCUCGACGCCAUAUUGGACGUGGUGUGAAAUUGUAUCAUAUACGUGGAAAUGUAUUUGCUGAAUGUAUAUCAGACAAUGCUGUUUUUGUUCAAAGUCCAAUAACAAAUCGAAGAUUAUCAUGGCAUCCAGCUACUGUUUGUAAAAUUCCGCCCAAAGUACGGCUGAAAAUAUUCGACAGCGAUGAUUUCACACAAAUACUGAGUGGUGCUGUCCACGAAAGCUAUGAAGCUGUUUAUAAUCUUAUGAGAAUGUGUAUCAUUCGAAUGAGUUUCGUGAAAGGGUGGGGUGUUGAAUAUAGACGUCAAGCAAUAACAUGUACACCGUGCUGGGUAGAAAUUCAUUUGGAAGGUCCAUUAAAAUGGCUUGAUACGGUUCUUUUUACGAUGCGCGGCCCAACCCAAUCGAUUACGAGUGUUUCUUGA
Messenger RNA from Rotaria socialis, 4059 nucleotides. NCBI's taxonomy places the organism in Eukaryota, Metazoa, Rotifera, Eurotatoria, Philodinida, Philodinidae. The record is from the annotation of a GenBank genome assembly.